This is a messenger RNA of Hibiscus syriacus, 1047 nucleotides long. RefSeq names its product BURP domain protein RD22-like. The record is from RefSeq and is a predicted model, not a curated record. The transcript has 2 exons. The coding region runs from base 1 to 1047 and encodes 348 amino acids. Lineage: Eukaryota; Viridiplantae; Streptophyta; Magnoliopsida; Malvales; Malvaceae.
AUGUAUACAGGUCGAAAAGGAGUAAAGGAUCCAGUGUUUUCUGAUGAAGUAUCCAGCACCGAGGAUUCUCCGGACAACAAAGGAAUUGAUGAUCCUGUAUUUGGUGCUUAUUGGUAUGAUUAUUCCUACAAAAAAUCCAAAACCAAAGAUGAUUCAAACAAAAAAUCAAACACCGAAGAUUCUUCGACAAACAAAGGAGUCAAUGAUCCUGAAUUUGGUGCUUAUUGGUACGAUUAUUCAUACAAAAAAUCCAAAACUGGAGAUUCAGGUAAAAAUUCUAACACCGAGAAUUCUCCGACAAAAGAAGUAAGAGAUGAUCCCAAAGAAUAUACUCCGAUAAACAAGAAUGUAAAUAGAAAAGCUUUGGGGGGACAGAGUAAGCAAGAAAAUACAGCUACAAAUGAAACCAUUUAUUUCCUUGAAGAGACUCUUUUCCCCGGUACGAAGGUGAACUUACCAAGACUCUUAGAGAAGAGGGACAUGACCACAUUCUUGCCCCAGCAAACUGCAGACUCGCUGCCGAUGUCAGACGAUAAGUUAUUACCGGAGAUCUUGAAAAACUUCUCGUUGAAAGCCGAAUCCAAGGGCACGGGUUACGUGAAGAUAGCAUUGACGAACUGCGCGAGAGAUGAAAUGAGAGGCGAGACUAAGUAUUGCGCCUCAUCAUUAGAAUCCUUCGUCGAUCUAGCCGUUUCGCUCUUCGGGGAAAACAUUCGAUUGAUUUGGCAUGAGCUUGGGGACGAAACGAAGAACCCGUCGUUUACGAUCGGUAAAGUACGGAAAAUAGGAGAGAACGAUAUCGUUUGCCACAAGAUGAAGUACCCGUAUGCAGUGUAUUUAUGCCAUGCGAUUGAGAAAACCGUGGUUUAUAAAGUUCCACUCGCAAGCGACGACGGGACAAAGGCUAACGUCGUGGCGGUUUGCCAUCUAGAUACGUCGGCUUGGAGCCCUAACCAUAUGGCGUUCAGGACACUUAAAGUGAAGCCGGGAACUGUUCCGGUUUGCCAUUUCCUUGCUCGUGACACACUCGUCUGGGUCCCCAACUGA